AUGACUAAUUUGUCUAACGCUCAAAUCUCCAUAUUACAUUAUUGGAAUAAUGGUAUACGAUCAGCUUAUUUUAUCCAUUGUGAAACAAAAAUUCCAUUGUCAACUGUUAAAUACAACAUCAAAAAACUGAAAGAAACGAAAUCUCUUAAACAUCGAGGUGGUAAUGGUCGUCCACGUGCAAUCAGAAAUGCAGGCCGUAGAGCUAUUGCUCAAUAUAUUCGUCGAGAUAAUGAAACAACAUUAAAAGAAAUUAAAGAAAAAUUGUCAAAAACACAUCAGAGAUCAGUAUCGUUAUCAACGAUCAGUCGUCAUCUACGUGAACAUGGCUAUCGGAGUGUUUUACCUAUCAACACACCCAUGCUAACGGCUGAACAGGAACAACACCGUGUUGAAUGGGCAAAAAGUAUCAAGCUCACGAUUGGAAUCGUACAAUAUUUACAGACGAAUCAUCCUUUCAAUUGUUUAGAAAUACGAUUCGACGAUGGUCCAAAAAUCCCGAAAGUGAAGUAA
Rotaria sordida is the source of this 510-nucleotide messenger RNA. NCBI's taxonomy places the organism in Eukaryota, Metazoa, Rotifera, Eurotatoria, Philodinida, Philodinidae. The record is from the annotation of a GenBank genome assembly.